Messenger RNA from Tarenaya hassleriana, 1135 nucleotides. RefSeq names its product two-component response regulator ARR4. NCBI's taxonomy places the organism in Eukaryota, Viridiplantae, Streptophyta, Magnoliopsida, Brassicales, Cleomaceae. The coding region runs from base 159 to 917 and encodes 252 amino acids. Gene Ontology annotation, biological process: cytokinin-activated signaling pathway; phosphorelay signal transduction system. The record is from RefSeq and is a predicted model, not a curated record. The transcript is spliced from 5 exons.
AAAAAGAUUUUGUGUAGCGAGAGGUACAUAAAGAAAGCUCAUAGACAACAGAGGGAGACGUCAGACGAUUUGCCGUGUUGUUUGUUUGCUUUUUCUCCUAAUAAAAUUCUCUCGUCCAUCGGAAGCGAGAAUUCGGAUCGGCUUCGGUGUCGUUCUCAAUGGCAGGAGAUGGUGGCGUUUCCUGCCUCCGGAGGCCGGAGAUAAUCGGCGGUUUGGAACCUACGGCGGCGGAGAUGGAUGAAGUUCACGUUCUCGCCGUCGAUGACAGCCUCGUCGAUCGGAUUGUAAUCGAGAAAUUGCUUAGGAUUACCUCGUGCAAAGUGACUGCGGUCGACAGUGGAUGGGGAGCUCUGCAAUUCUUAGGGUUAGAUGAAGAGAAGAAUAGCUCCGGAUUUGAUAAAUUGAAGGUUGAUCUGAUCAUCACCGACUACUGUAUGCCCGGAAUGACCGGCUACGAGCUUCUGAAAAAGAUUAAGGAAUCGUCAAGUUUCCGUGAAAUUCCUGUCGUAAUCAUGUCGUCAGAGAACGUGUUGGCGCGAAUCGACAGAUGCUUGGAGGAAGGUGCGGAGGAUUUCUUGCUUAAACCGGUGAAACUCGCCGACGUGAAACGCCUGAGAAACUACAUGACCAAAGACAUCAAAGUCCCCAGCGGAAACAAACGAAAGCUUCCAGAAGAAUCGGGUCAUCUCUCACCUCCUCCACCGCCGCCUUCGCCACCUCCGCCGUCGUCCACGUCACCGGAUUCUUCCGAUUCCUCUCAACCUCCGUCUCCGGCGGAGAUUUUAUCCAUCUCAUCGCCUCCGUCUCCACCAGACGAAGUCUCGCCGUCUACACCGCCGCCUUCUCCGGAGAUUUCGCCGCCUCCGGCGGAUUCGUCGAGCAGACGGCAGAAGAUGACGAGUCCCGGAUUAGAUUAGAAACGAAAAAAUGUGCUUUUCCGGGAUCCGUGUAAUGUUUUCUCCGUUAACUUUUUCUUUGACGGUUUUUUUCAUUCCGGGUUGACGCCGUCAGUUAAAUAGAUGCUCCCUUUUCCUUAGCUCCCCACGUGUACUUUUUUUUUUACUUUCCUAAAAUGUCUAAAUUUUAUUUAUUCCAGUAAAAUGUAAUGACGGUAUUUUAACUAAAUGUUCUCUCA